Messenger RNA from Physella acuta, 1641 nucleotides. RefSeq lists its product as uncharacterized. Lineage: Eukaryota; Metazoa; Mollusca; Gastropoda; Physidae. The record is from RefSeq and is a predicted model, not a curated record.
UGAUUUAUUCUUGGCAUACUUCUCGGUGUCUAGUUGAGCACCAGACAGAACGAGACGCUUUUUUUAUUGUUACAAUGUCAUGCCACUUUAGCACUUGUGCAUCGGCUGUUUACGCAAACCACAGAUCUUCGCAAUUGUAACGUUUGCUUGAGGGUCAGCAGGGGUGGAUAUCCAAGAGGCCUAGAUAUUAAAAGAGACGGUCCCUCUUACCGUGGCUUCAAUUGAUUAUUUUGCAGUUUUUUAUUCCCUCAAGGCCUGAGUCCCGCCAAUGCCUAGUCACGGUGUGUGUAUAUGCUAAAAUGAUAGUGAUGUGAGAGUGCACUUCCAUCUACUCAACAAGGAUUAAUAAUGCUUACUAUAUGUAUUAACAAAAUGAAUUCAUCAAGACUUAUUGUAAUUGUUGCAUUUUUACAACUGCAGCUAAAAUUAAAUAAUACUUUGACUCUGGGCUUACAGGAAAGCCAGAAAGAUGACGGCAACAAAACUUGCCAGGAUGCACUAAUUGCUGAGAAAGACAAUUUCCACUUCACUGGUUUAGUGAACUUCAAUUCUGACCAACGCCUCUGGAACCGAUUUCUGACAAUACAGUAUAAACAAAUGUCCAAUGAUGAAUUCAUAUCCAUGUGUUCAUUUGACACAAACACUACGGUUUCCACGAAUUCAUCUAACGACUGCUAUUGUUCCAAUAGUUCCACUAAUUUUAAGCAGUUUGUGAUAAACAAAACUGCAAAAUUAAAGUACAGUAAUGCUGAGAUAAGAGCUGUGAUGUAUUCAACAAACGGCAAGGUUGUUUACAGCAAGACACUAAAACUACCUCGAAUCAUUAAAAAUUUUAACAGCACAUUGGAAGCUGAUGACAAAAAAUAUGAAAUUUCUGGCUGUGAAAAAUGCAAUAUGACAUCUUCCACUAUCCGAUUUUGCUGUUACUCGGAUGAUGGGUCAUGCAUCCCUGUAAUUUAUAACAAUGGAGAGAAAGUAAAUAAUUCGGCUGGCAACUGCACAGAAUUCAAGCUUAAAGCUAAUGAAAUAGCUUACUUGGCCUUUUCAAUUGAAGAUUCUGAUACAGGUAUUCCUGCUGUCAACAAAUCAUGCAUUGUUGAAUAUACAGCUCGAGAACAAAAACGAACGAUUUCAAAGUCACUGGGGUUUCCUUUCAUUAUUGUUGGAUAUGUAAGUGGAAGCAUCUUGAUAGUCAUAGCGAUUUGCGUAGUGGUACGCUUGAUUCGUAAAAAAAUAAAAUCUUAUCCACCUGCAAGAAAAAAAGUAUAUUCUUCCAAGGCUUUUAAUUUAGCAGCCUGUGUACGACGGUUGUUUAAGCAAGAAAAAAGCAUUUUUGUCAGUCAGACAGACAUAUAGAACAGCAAAACUAUUAUUAUAGAUAACAGUAAUACAGUGAAGAAAACAGUUUCUGGCAAAGUUGAGUGAUGCUAGAAAUAUUUUAUUCAUAUCAAUUUACUGUAAAACUGAAUCUGAUUCUACAAUGCAGAAAAACUAGAUUAAUGGCCUAUAGCCUUUCUUUUCUUUUUAAAUUUCAAACUAAAAUGGUUCAAAAGCCGACUCAAAGCAUAUUAUAAAUGCAAAUAAAUAGAAAUUGCAUUUUAUUUUACUGUUUAGAGACUUUUCUAUGUAUUUACAAGUAAC